Molecule: messenger RNA, 2397 nt
Organism: Prunus armeniaca (apricot)
Lineage: Eukaryota; Viridiplantae; Streptophyta; Magnoliopsida; Rosales; Rosaceae
Source: the annotation of a GenBank genome assembly
AUGCUAUCGAAGCUGUCUACCCUUGAUCUGUCUUUCAAUUAUCAGAAAGUUCAUCAUAGUAUCCCUUUGAAACUGACCAAGGGAAACAUGAGAAGUCUGGUUCAAAACUUGACCAACAUAAAACAACUUCAUCUUAGUUGGGUAGACAUAUACUCCACUGUGCCUGAUAUCUUGGUCAAUGCAUCUUCUCUCACAUCUCUCCAACUUGUCAGUUGUGGGUUGAAUGGGGAAUUCCCAGUAGGCAUCUUCCACCUACCAAACUUAGAGGUUCUUGAUGUGAGUGGUAACUCUAACCUUACCGGUUAUUUUCCUAACUUUAACCGGAGCAAUGCCCUCAAGAAAUUGAAUGUUCGGGCCACAAAUUUCUCUGGUAUGCUGCCUGCUUCUAUGGGAAACCUUCAUUCCUUAAAUUUUUUGCGCAUCUCUCGCUGUCAUUUUUACCCCCUUGUUCCAUCUUCACUCGGAAACCUUACCCAGCUCAACUACCUUGACAUGACUUUAUUUAAUGACAAUCCAAAUAAUAAUUCCACAGGCCAAUUAGUUUCUGAAUAUUCCUUGUCUUGGAUAGCAAGUUUAACCAACCUCUACGGUUUGUCCCUUGCGGAAACCAAAUUCAGGGGAAAAUUCCCAAGUUUUGUGGCUAACCUCACACAACUUUCAUUUCUAGAAUUGAGUGGUAACGAAAUAACUGGUCAAAUCCCAUCUUGGCUUAUGAAUUUGACCCAGUUAACUACUCUAUCCCUCAGGGUGAACAAUUUGCAAGGAGCAAUUCCUAGGUCACUCUUCCAGCUCGAAAAGUUAAAGGUACUUCGAUUAUCCUACAACAAGUUAUCUCUGCAGACCAUAACCAAUUUGAGUGCUACUGUUCCACAGCUUGAAUUUCUAGAGUUGAUUUUAUGCAACUUAACAGAGUUUCCAGAAUUUUUAAAAUAUCAAUCCGAAUUGCGAGAUUUAUAUCUUAGCGACAACAACAUUCAAGGGCGAAUACCAAAAUGGGUGUGGAAUGCAACUAGAGAAACUUUGUUGAAUCUCGACCUCUCUUCCAACUUCUUAACGGGAUUUGACCAAAAUCCAAUCAAUCUUCCAUGGCAGAAUCUAUAUGAUUUAGAUCUCGGGACCAAUAUGUUACAAGGAUCACUGCCAAUUCCACCACAAUCAAUCAGAAACUAUAUUGUCCGCAACAAUCAUUAUAGUGGAGAAAUUUCGCCAUCGUUCUGCAACUUGAAUCAUUUGCAGAUUCUUGAUUUGUCCAACAACAGCCUGAGUGGCAUGCUUCCACAAUGUUUGGGGAACUCCAGUGCUCUUGGGAUAUUGAAGCUGACGAACAAUUCUUUUCAUGGCGGUAUUCCUCAAAUGUGUCCAGAUGACAAUAGUUUGAAAAUGGUUGAUAUAAGUUACAAUCAGUUACAGGGGAAGAUACCAAGAUCAAUGGCCAAUUGCACUCAAUUAGAGUUUCUUAAUCUUGGAAACAAUCAGAUAAGCGACAUCUUCCCAUCUUGGUUAGGAGCACUUCCAGCAUUAAGGGCUCUCAUUUUGAGGUCCAAUCGAUUUCAUGGCAUGAUUGGGAAGUCUGCAACUAACCAAGACUUCCCAAAGUUGUGCAUCAUUGAUUUAUCUAACAACGAUUUUUCAGGUAUGUUACCCUCUAACUACUUAGAGAACUGGAAUUCCAUGAAAUUUGUUGACGAGAACCACCGACCUUAUUUUGAAGUCCUUCCGAAGUUAGACAUCUCAGUUAAAUAUGCCUAUAUUUAUGAAUACUCGAUCACAAUUUUUGCAAAAGGUGUUGAGUUGAAAUAUAUGAAGACCCCUUAUCUUCUAAGAUUGAUAGAUUUCUCAAGUAAUAGGUUUGAAGGAGAGAUUCCAGUAGGUGUCAUUGGGAAUCUAAGAGGCCUUAUUUUGCUUAACCUCUCCAACAACGCUCUCACUGGUCUCAUCCCAUCAUCUUUAUGGAACUUGACGGCUCUUGAAUCGUUGGAUCUCUCCCAAAACCAGCUCUCAGGAAGGAUCCCCGGUAAUUUGGCACAACUCACUUUCCUUGCAUAUUUCAAUGUAUCCUAUAACCAUCUUUGGGGUCCUAUACCACUUGGCCAACAAUUUGGUACAUUCCUAGAAGAUUCAUACCAAGGAAACUCAGGUCUGUGUGGAAAGCCAUUGUCGAAGAAGUGUGAUAGCUCAAUAUCGCCACCACCAUCAAUCUCUGAAGAAGAUGAAGAUCCCGGGUUUCAAAUUGCACUAGAUUGGUAUGUGGUUUUGCCAGGAGUUGUUAGUGGUCUAAUAGUUGGAGUGGUUGCUGGGAACUUUUGGACAAGCAAGAAUCAUGAAUGGUUUUUAGAGAAAUUUAGCAGGAAGAGGCAGCCAAGAGGCACACGGGGGAGGAGAGGACACAGAAACUAA